AUGGCCGAUGAGAAUCGCGUUGUAUACCCCGACGAAGUUGCUGAUAUCAAAGCUAAGGAAGCUGAAGAGUCACAGGCCGUUGAAUCAAACUCCGUUGAAGACCCACCGUUAGAAUCAAACGUACAAUUAAAAAAUAUGAUUCAGGUGCCACCGAAUUGUCCCCCUGGACAGCAAAUGGCUGACAAUACUCGAAUUGUUUUCCCUGAUGAAGUUGAAAAAAUGAGAGCUGAUCAAGAAAAACAAGCUGUGCAAUCAAACUACAUCGAACACCGACCUUUAGACUCAGACAUACAGUUAGACAAUUUGUGA
This is a messenger RNA of Danaus chrysippus (African queen), 309 nucleotides long. NCBI's taxonomy places the organism in Eukaryota, Metazoa, Arthropoda, Insecta, Lepidoptera, Nymphalidae. The record is from the annotation of a GenBank genome assembly.